ACAUGCCACAGUAUCCUGGUUUCCAGAGUACUCCAGACAUGUCCAGGUUUCCCGAACCGGGAUAUGAUGUUUACAUGGCAACACAUAACCUGUGUCCUGUUGCACAAAAGUAGAAUUAAGACAUCCGGGAUAAAUGACUCAGCUGAGCUCAAUAAAGCCAAAACAUGUGCGUCCAGGCUUAAUUGGUUGCACAAAGACCAAGCCAGGAUGAGCAGACACGGAUUCAUUAAGCCAGGUGAAACCAAUCCUGGAUAGGUGCGCGCUCACGGCUCACUCAAAUAGACCCCGCCACAGAUCACAGAUUAACUGAUUUACCAUGGCAACUAGAGCCGCGUACUUUUCCCCGUCGGAAGCACAAAUCCUCAUGGAGGCAUACGAGGAGGUAAAAGAUAUAAUUAAGAAGAAAGGCAACACCGCCACAGUGAUAAAGCAAAGAGAAAAAGCGUGGCAAAGUAUUGCAGACCGCCUGAAUGCAUUAAACAUGAACGGGCCAAAACGGACAUGGCAGCAGGUCAAAAUCAAAUACAAGAACAUUCUGCAGAAUGCAGUGAAAAAGAAUACCCACAGACAAGGCACGGGUGGUGGGUCACCAAAGGCUGACCUUACCCCAGCAGAGGACAUGGCCUUGGAGCUAAAUAAAGGCAGGCCCGUCUUAGAGGGGAUCCCUGGGGGGAAAGAGACGAGCAUAGGUUCCUCCCAAGAUGCCACCCGCUUCAUUCAAGUGUCUGGAAGCACUGUGUUCCUGUUAGAGCCACCAGCACAAGCACCAGACGAUGCUGAUCCAGGUGAAAGCCCCAGUGCAGCAGCAACAGCACAUGAUGGAGACGAUGAUGAGGAGGAGACCAUCUCUGUGGAUUCCAGAAGGCAUGAGGACCCAGAUGCUAUACAGUGGGAAAACCAGCCUGGCAACAUAAGCUCACAAGCUAUCAGAAAGUUGUAUGGCAACCACCUCCGGCGCCAAAUAGAACUGGCAGACAUAGACAUUCAGUACAAGAAGAAAAAGAUAGAAAAUCUUGCACUGGAGUCCGAAAUAAAAAGAGGACAAUUAGGAAACUGGACCUUGAAAUAAAAAAAACUUGAGAGGGAGCUCCAAGAAGAUGACACAGCUCAAAAUAAAAAUUAGGUAUAUUCUCGUAAAGUCAAGUGAGCCAUGACAUAUGAGCUCUUAUUGUGAGCACACAGGACGGUGGCAUCUUUCUAAGGUAUAUUUUAUUUUCACAGCAAUCAG
Molecule: messenger RNA, 1228 nt
Organism: Siniperca chuatsi (mandarin fish)
Lineage: Eukaryota; Metazoa; Chordata; Actinopteri; Centrarchiformes; Sinipercidae
Exons: 8
Coding region: 317-1069 (250 amino acids)
Cellular component (GO): nucleus
Source: RefSeq, a predicted model, not a curated record